Messenger RNA from Aureobasidium namibiae CBS 147.97, 993 nucleotides. RefSeq names its product WD40 repeat-like protein. The coding region runs from base 1 to 993 and encodes 330 amino acids. Gene Ontology annotation, cellular component: Cdc73/Paf1 complex. Lineage: Eukaryota; Fungi; Ascomycota; Dothideomycetes; Dothideales; Saccotheciaceae. Gene Ontology annotation, molecular function: protein binding. The transcript has 4 exons. The record is from RefSeq and is a predicted model, not a curated record.
AUGUCGAAACAAUACCUCCAAACGCAUAGCAUCCCAGACGCCUCCCCCGCCGACAUCUACAGCGUCGCUGCCACUCCCACUCAUCUAAUCACUGCAUCUGGCUCUUCCUCGCUACACGUCUACUCGACUGCCCCCACCAACGACGAGAAUGACCCAUACCCGCUUGUCCAGACUCUGAAAGAUGCCCACAAACUCGGUGCCCACCACAUUGCUGUCAGCGCAAACGGCAAGACCGCUGCCUCAGCUGGCUUCGGCGGCGAGCUGAAGGUCUGGUCCAUUGACGACGAGUCCUCUCGAUGGGCACUCAAAGGCUCAAUAGUAGACGACUCAAAAUCAGCACAAGCAAAAACCGCUGGCGAGAUCUGGGCCAUCGCCCUGAGCGAAGACGGCCAAUUCCUCGCCGCCACAACCUUCGACGGCCGCAUCAACGUCUGGGACCUCAGCACCCUCUCUCCAUCCAACCCACCUGCGAAACUCCGCGAGUACGAGACAAAAGGCAGUUUCGGCAUGAGCGUUGCCCUGUCCUCUGACGGCGAAUUCACCGCUUCUGGACAUGCAAACGGCGCUGUAUAUCUCUUCAACAACACCACUGGACGAUUGGCCCACUCGCUGCAAGGACUGGUCAAGCCAGUGAGGACGGUGGCUUUCUCGCCGGCGAGCAAGUUUUUGGCCGCGGGUGGUGAUGCAAAGAUCAUUGCUCUGUACGAUGUCAAGAACGGCGAGCAAGUGGCAAACCUUACCGGCUCGCAGAGUUGGGUCAUGAGUCUGGAUUGGAGCACUUCGGGUGAAAACCUCCUGAGCGGUGCUUAUGAUGGCAAGGCAAAGGUUUGGAGUGUCGAGCGUCGCGAGUGCGUCGCUACCCAGACCGAGUCGGACAAGACUCUCUGGGCCGUGAAGUGGCUCCCCAAGACUCCCAUGACGAGAAACGAGACCUUUGUCACAGUCGGCGCAAACAGGAGUAUCAGCUUCUACCGCGAAGCCAGUGGAGGUUGA